Messenger RNA from Paramecium octaurelia, 996 nucleotides. NCBI's taxonomy places the organism in Eukaryota, Ciliophora, Oligohymenophorea, Peniculida, Parameciidae. The record is from the annotation of a GenBank genome assembly.
AUGAAUUAGUCCUUUUUUUAAGAUAAUUUUAUCAAUAAGCAACAUAUUUGUGAAUAUUUUGGAAAUGUGGUACAUAUCCAUUAUCAUAGGUCUUAUUAGCUGCAGACUAUUCAGGGAAGACUGUCUUAUUAUUAUGCAAUGGUGAAAUACUAACCUAUUAAUUGAUUUAGUAGAAAUAAUGGUUGAAAACUUCUUUGUUGAAAGUGACUCCUCAACCAGAAAUAUUAUCACUGAAUGAUUACAGGUUACAAUUGGGUGGGAAUGGAUGUAAGUUCUUCCUUUUGCAAGUCGAUGAUCGAUACGAAUUCAAUGUAUCAAUUUGGCAAAGAGGUCACAAAGCCAUCUGGACAUUCUAACAGAGCUUAAAACUCAUUUCACAUAGCAGUUUCAUGUAAAUAAAUUUAUCUGGAGAUUCCCUUAUAGUUAGGCAAUCUAACAAGAUAAUACUUUGGGAGUUCAAUUAACCGUAAACCAAGAUCAUUCGAAGAUAAUCCUUACCUUUGGAGUCUUAUUUAGCUUACUUCAAUGAGAAUAAUAAUGUAAUUGCAGCAAAAGUGUAAAAUAGUGUAGUUCUUCUAAAAAACUCAAUUGUAUGUGGGUUAAGUAUUAAAAUAUAAAGACUGAAUAGGUAGCUUAUAUGCAAUUCUUCAAAAAUAAGUUGAUAAUAAUGAGUCAUUUCUUAUACAUUUACAAGAUGGAUGAAUAGUUACACUUUUAGUUGGAGAGAAAGAUAAUUUCCAAAUUUUUUCAUAAUGAACCACAAUUCUGCUUGUAUAUGGGAUCUAUUGUUCUGGUUUAAUUGUCUUCUUAUGAUUUAGAGUAUCACAAAUAUGAAAAUAAUGCUUGGUAGUAAGAUGAGAUGUAUUUUACUGGAAGAUUUUAGGCAUAAUAGAUAGUUUAAUCGAAGGACAAGAAAAAAUUAUUCAUUUAUCGAAAAAGAUUUGGUGGAAUGGUUUUCGAGAAGAAAAAGAAAUUAAAUAGAAAAUUUAAGAAUGA